This is a messenger RNA of Eimeria acervulina, 705 nucleotides long. RefSeq lists its product as hypothetical. The transcript is spliced from 8 exons. Bases 1 to 705 code for a protein of 234 amino acids. The record is from RefSeq and is a predicted model, not a curated record. NCBI's taxonomy places the organism in Eukaryota, Apicomplexa, Conoidasida, Eucoccidiorida, Eimeriidae.
AUGCCCGCGAUGAAAGCGCUCUCUGGCAUGCUCACGGGCUUUCUGCCCGUUGGCAUACCGUUUUCGCCAACGGUCGUAUCGCCAGCGACCUUGCAGCAAUCAUCGGGAGACACACCAGAGAACAUGCCGUCGAACUCACCUUCGCUACAUCAGGGGAGAAACCCUGUAUCAACGUCCAACUUAGGAUGCGAGGGGAUUAGCUGUUCCUCUCCUUCGGGGACGGUGCCGACCGCUCUGGAGUGCCAUGUGAAAAGGCAAGCGAUCCUUUCGAAGCAGACUCCUUAUGAGAGGAGGCGGUCUGGAUUCUCCCCAGGAGAUACGGGGAUUCUUCUGGGUCAAAGAGACUUCAACGCAACUUUAAGCAGGCCUGGCGUAAGAAGGUUUGCUUCGGUCCGUCAACCUACCCGUGAAGAGCAACCACUAGCAAAAGCAAGUUCGGGCCUAGGCAACAAAGCAUGGGGAAAAAUAUGCAGUUGGGGCAAAAUUACCUUUGGAAGGGGCAAAAGCAGCGACGGAAAAAAAACAAAUGAGGAAGGCGGCCCAACGGGUCGAUGUUACACCGACGAGCUAGCCCAAGAUGCUACUCAAGGCCGGGGGACAGGCCGCGAGCCGGCUGAGGCUCCGGGGUCUCGGCUAAAGUCUAAAGAGGCGCGGAGGGGCGUUCCUCCCCCAUCUGAAAGCCGUGACCAAGCAAAAGGCGUUUAA